AUGAGGCGGCAAACCAGGGUUUCCUCGGUUGCGUGCCACGCAGCAACAAGCCCUCUGUCUGCACGAAGGGCGAUCAUGUCGCUGCCCUUGGCGACGUUGAGGUAGCUCCAGAAGCUCGCAGCACUCAAAGCAAAGGGCGUGAUCCUUGAACGACAGUUCGAGGUGAUCCAUGUGAGGGAGGGCAACUCCCUCUCGAGCAAAGGCUGGGAGGCCUUCGAUUUGGCAUGGAACCUGAGGAGCAGCGGCGUGUUUUCGGAAGAAGAGUGGACCACGCAGGUCGAUGGAGAUAUCUUCGGCAUCAUCAACAGCGCUCGCCCUACACUGCUGUCACGCAGCAACAAGCCCUCUGUCUGCAUCCGGAAUGCGAUUCUAGCGCGAAGACACUCACUCGUGGCAAAGACGGCCAGUGGCCAGAUGGACGAGCUGAGUCUCGUGGACGACGACGACAGCAUGGAAACGGACGACGAGAUUCACGCCAUGGAGAUUCCGGAUGGGUUUCGCAUUCAAGCAUCUACACCGGCAGCUCUUGACUAUUCGUUACUGCAGCGUGGAGUACUCGUUAGGCUGGGCAUGGGGU
Ectocarpus sp. CCAP 1310/34 is the source of this 577-nucleotide messenger RNA. The record is from the annotation of a GenBank genome assembly. NCBI's taxonomy places the organism in Eukaryota, Phaeophyceae, Ectocarpales, Ectocarpaceae.